This is a messenger RNA of Schizophyllum commune H4-8, 1467 nucleotides long. RefSeq lists its product as uncharacterized. Bases 1 to 1467 code for a protein of 488 amino acids. The transcript is spliced from 2 exons. NCBI's taxonomy places the organism in Eukaryota, Fungi, Basidiomycota, Agaricomycetes, Agaricales, Schizophyllaceae. The record is from RefSeq and is a predicted model, not a curated record.
AUGGGCAACAAACUGUCCUACGCCUACCGCCAGCUGCACAAGCCCGCCUCAUCUUGGAGACGCAUCCGUCUACGGCGCCUACUCACCGCCAUCUGCGCGACAGUCUUCGUCGCGAUCCCCCUCGCCUUCUACCUCCAUCCCAAGACGCGUCACCUCCCCGUGGGCUACCUGCAAAAGUUCACCGGCACUGCCCUCCUCGGCGGUCCCCCAGACUGGUGGGAGCUGGACAAGUGGGAGGAUGCGCUACCGCAACACAACUUCUCCCUCCCGCCGCCCGAGGGCUACAACGGGCGCUACGUCCGCUUCACGAACCAGAUCGCUUCCCUCGGCUGGAAUAACGUCCUCAACGAAAUCCUCAUGAACGCCCAUCUGUCCUACGAAUCCAAUCGCUCGUACGUUUUCCAGGACUAUGUCUGGAAGACGAGCUACUACCCGUGGCCUUACGCUCAGGCACGCGAAUGGCCUCCCCACACACCAUUGAACGCCCUCAUAUCCGGCCCCGCCGCUGGCGCACCUUGGCCAGCAGGCGAUCCUGCUCCCCGCGCCGUCAAUGAUCACUACUGGGAUCGCGUCUGCCCACCACAUCGCAGGCGGAGAAUACACACCCAGGACGUCAAGGAGCCCAUCCGCUGGGAAAACGGCACGGUCAUCUUCGAAACGUGGAAAAAGCUGUUGCUUGACGCACCCGAGCACUGUAUCGAGAUCAUUCCCGCACCCCUCGAGGUUGACGCCGUGCCUCAGACGUUUGACCUCUGGCUCUGGGGCAGCGAGCGCAUCCUGUCGUUAUGGGACCGCUUCUCGAAGGGACCCGUUUCGCAGCUCCUUCGCACGUCUCCCGUGGUCGAAGGCGGUGUAGCGCGGAACGAGCACCUCUUCCGCGUCGACAACAGCACCGCAUAUGCGGACCCCUACUCGCGCAUGCUCGCCAUUCAUAUCCGCCGCGGCGACUUCAAGCAGGCCUGCCUUGACCUCGCGACAUGGAACAGCACGUUCUACUCGUGGAACCUCCUUCCUUUCCUUCCUGAUUCCUUUAUUCCGCCAGAUCCCCAAGGAGCGAAGUGGGGGUGGAACACGGAGGAGAAUAAGGCGUACUAUCUGCAGCGCUGCCUGCCGAGCUUCGAUGCGAUUGUCGAGAAAGUGCAGACGUCUCGGCGAGACUACGUGAACGCCGGGCGCGAGCUGGGGCACACAAGGACACUCGACGUGAUGUACAUCUUGACGAACGACCGAAGUUCGUACGUGGACGACCUCAAGAAGGCGUUGAAGGCCGUGGGGUGGAAAAAGAUCGUCACCACGGCGGAUCUGGAGUACAAUGCGGAGCAGAUGGAUGUGAACAUGGCGAUCGACAUGGAUAUUGCGAGAAGAGCAGCGGUCUUCAUCGGGAACGGGUGGUCUUCCUUCACCAGCAAUAUCGUCCACCGACGACUCGUGGACGGCAAGGAGCCGAUCAGCAUUCGAUUUUACUGA